GAUCUCUGCUCGGGUCGAACCGAGUUUGACACAUCUGAGAUUUGCUCGACGAGUGGCCGACUCGGACUGCCAAAGAGAACGAGUUACUCUCGAACCGAGUUGAGCAUAAACCCAAAACCACGAAGGCCAGUCCCUCAGCGAACAAAGAAGAACGGUGGAGUCAUUUCCUCCUUCUUCUUCCUCUUCUUUUUACCGAAGAUGGCUUGCUUAAAACGUACAAAAGACUCCAUCAAGUACAUUUUUGGUACAUUUGGCACUUUGAGAAAGAGCAGAAAUAAUUAUUCUUCAUGGACACAUAAUAUUCAACAAAUAGCUGGAGUUACAGAGGGACAUAGCAGUUCUCCUAUACUUCAUGGCCGUGUUCACCGAGGUCCUUGCAAUCUUAUGCUGGUCAGAACGUUCUCUGUUGAAACGUCUCCUUCAGAACAGAUGAACCUUAUAAAGCAGCUGAGGGAGAGCACAAGUGCUCCCAUAAAGGAUGUGAAAGCAGCUCUUGUUGAUUGUAGCUGGGACAUCGAUGCUGCACAGAAAGAGUUAAGAAAGAGAGGGGUAUAUCUAGCUUCAAAGAAAUCUUUGCGAACUGCAGCAGAAGGUUUAAUUGCAUUAGCUCAAAAUGACAAAACGGCUGCUGUAAUUGAACUGAACUGCGAGACAGAUUUUGUUGCAAGGAAUGACAUAUUUCAGUAUUUAGCCUUAGCUUUGGCAAAGAAAGCUUUGUCAAUUGAAAGUUCUCAUCAAGCCCUUUCAUCUCUUCCUCUGAACCUGGAAAGCUUUGAGGAUAUGAAUAUCAUUCUAGAUCAUCCUAAACUAAAAGGUGAAACAACAGUACAGAGUGCAAUAACUGAAGUGGCUGCUAUGGUUGGUGAGAAUGUGAAGUUUGGAAGAGGAUUGUCCUUGUCAGUUUCAUCACAUGGUGUUGUUUCAUCAUAUUUACAUACAAGUCCUAAACCAGGUUUGGGUCGAAUUGCAGGAUUAUUGACGCUAGAAGUAGAAAAUGAUGCAGUUCAACCAGAUGCACUUCAUAGGGUUGGUUCUACAUUAGCAAUGCAUAUUGUGGCGGCAAAACCAUUGUUCUUAUCGAAGGAUAUGGUUUCUUCAGAAGCACUAGAGAGUGAAAAGGACAUUCUCAAGUCACAGGCAAAAAGUACUGGAAAAUCUGAAAUUGCUGUAGAGAAAAUGGUGGAAGGUCGUUUGAAGAAGUACUUGCAGGAUGUUGUGUUGUUGGAACAAAAGUUCGUUAUGAAUGAUAGCGUUAAUGUAAAGUCCUUGCUGGAUGAUCUGUCAAAGGAAGUGGGUGCACAGGUGACUAUUGGUAAAUUUUUAAGAAUGGAGGUCGGAGAAGCAACUCAAAGGGUAGAGGCAUCUUCUGAAGCUGCUUAAAGGCAUCUUUCAUUGGUCCAAGAAUACAACCUGGAUGGUGACCGACCCAUUUGAUUUGACUGAUAGAGUGUAGUUAUGGUCCCAGAACUGGAAGGUUCAGCCGGGCUCUGUGAAUCGGAAUCUUUCUUGAUGUUUGGAAGUAGACCCAUCAUGCAUUCUUGGCUUGGUUUUUCAAUUGAAAUUUUGUCUGACACUAACUAGAUGAGGUAAUAUUCUCAAGAAAAGGAGCAUUUUUUUGUUCCUUCUCACAUUUUCGGAAGGUGAAAGCGAGACUGAACUACAAAGGAGAAUUGUAUUUUAUAUAUUCCUGGAGAAUUUAUCAAGUUUGAUUAUAAUAAAAGCAAUUUUCAUGUUA
This is a messenger RNA of Nymphaea colorata (pocket water lily), 1735 nucleotides long. Its product is annotated as elongation factor Ts, mitochondrial. The transcript is spliced from 9 exons. The coding region runs from base 199 to 1380 and encodes 393 amino acids. Gene Ontology annotation, molecular function: protein binding; translation elongation factor activity. Gene Ontology annotation, cellular component: mitochondrial matrix. Gene Ontology annotation, biological process: mitochondrial translational elongation. The record is from RefSeq and is a predicted model, not a curated record. NCBI's taxonomy places the organism in Eukaryota, Viridiplantae, Streptophyta, Magnoliopsida, Nymphaeales, Nymphaeaceae.